GGGGAGCCGACGGCGGGAAGGGGAGCCGGAAAGGAGCCGCGAUUGCCCGCCGCGUUCAACCAGAGGAGAGGGUACGGGACGGCGGCUCCCUGGUGGUGGCAAUGGAGCCUGGGCUCCGGCAUGCCUUUGCAGAGGAAGGAGGCGUCCUUCGGCUUCUUCGGUCCGAAGAGAUGCUACUCGGUGAUGCCUCCAUGCUCGCCGUGCCGGGAAUCGGGUGCUGCGCUGAUGCCGUUGGUUGCUAGACAGCUCGCCGAGGCUGGAGAUGGCAGGAAGGCGACACCGUUGGCUCUGUUUUAUACUCAGGAGAGGUUGUACUCUGUAGCAGCCACGCGGCGGUUUGGCCAGAAAUGGAGGCCGGAUUCAUCAGACGAGGAUGAGGAGGUUAUGCCGGCUGCUAGGGAUCUGAGGUUGGCAAAAUUCGUGGCUUCGAGGGAAGAUGAGUCGGAAGAUGAUGAACUGGGGGAGACGAGCACCAUCAGGAGGAAAUGGAGCACUGCUGCUCUGAGGAACUGUGAUAUGAAGAGAGAUAGGAGACCGCUCAAGUCCUACGAGGAGGAAAGCGAUGAUGAUAUCACUGGUAGAAUCCAAGAGCUGCGAGAGGAGAUAAGAAACAGGGAGGUGCUGGGUGCUGAGAGGAGGCGGUACGAGUCAAGGGGUGAAUCUGUGUUUACCAAUAAAAGAUUCGAUGAGUGUGGCAUCUCCCCACUUACUGUCAAAGCACUCACUGAUGCUGGAUAUAUACAGACAACUGUUGUCCAGGAAGCAGCUCUUCCAGUUUGUCUUGAAGGUAAAGAUGUUCUUGUCAAGGCCAAAACUGGAACCGGCAAAAGUGUAGCUUUUCUGCUUCCUGCAAUUGAAUCAGUCUUGAAUGCCAUGAAGAGCCAUACAAAUCAUCGAGUGUCUCCAAUAUUUGCCCUUGUUCUAUGCCCUACAAGAGAGCUUGCCGUCCAGGUUACAGCUGAGGCAAAUGUUUUGGUGAAGUACCAUGAUGGAGUGGGUGUUCAGUCUCUUAUUGGUGGCACUAGAUUCAAGCUUGAUCAAAGACGGUUAGAGUCCGAUCCAUGCCAGAUUUUAGUGGCAACACCUGGUAGGCUGCUGGAUCAUAUUGAAAACAGAUCUUCAUUCUCUGUCCGCUUGAUGGGAUUGAAAUUGCUUGUGUUGGAUGAAGCUGACCACUUGCUAGAUUUGGGUUUUCGCAAAGACAUAGAGAAGAUUGCUGAUAGCUUGCCACGCCAAAGACAGACACUACUAUUUUCAGCUACUGUUCCAAAAGAGGUUCGAAGGGUUUCACAGCUGGUUUUAAACAAGGAUCAUGUUUUUGUUGAUACAGUGGGCUUGGGGGCUGUUGAAACUCCUACUAAGGUACAACAGCAAUAUCUCAUGGUACCACAUGAACUGCACUUUCAUAUGGUUCAUCGCCUUCUUCGAGAGCAUAUUGAUCAGGAAGUGGACUAUAAGGUGAUAGUUUUCUGCACAACUGCCAUGGUGACUGAAUUUAUGUAUAUAAUGCUUCGAGAUCUGAAGCUAAAUGUCAGAGAGAUACAUUCAAGAAAGCCCCAGCUUUAUAGAACACGUAUUUCUGAAGAGUUCCGGGAUUCCAAUCGCCUGAUUCUGGUAACAUCAGAUGUUUCAACACGUGGAGUGAAUUAUCCAGAUGUUACCCUAGUGAUUCAGGCUGGUGUUCCUCCUGGUAGAGAGCAUUAUAUUCAUCGUCUUGGAAGGACUGGAAGGGAAGGUAAAUCCGGGAAAGGAAUUCUGUUGAUUGCGCCAUGGGAAGAGUAUUUCUUGAAGGAGAUACAUGAUCUUCCAAUACAGAAGGCUCCUGUGCCACAGAUUGACCAGGAGAUGAAACAAAAGGUUGAUGAUUCGAUCAAGAUUGUUGACAUGAGCAUCAAGGAAGCCGCAUACCAUGCAUGGCUUGGUUACUAUAACUCGAUAGCUGAUAUUAGCAGAGACAAAGUCAUGCUUGCUGACCUGGCAAGUAGGUUCGGCGUCUCUAUCGGCAUGGAAAAGCCUCCGACGCUAUUUAGGAAAACCGCCUUGAAGAUGGGGUUAAAGGGUGUACCAGGAAUUCGGAUAAGAAAAUGAAUAACCAAGCUACAUUUUGUCUCCCAUUCUGUAAUUCGCCUUGUUUCUAAUUUACAGUACAUCAAGUCUGAAACUGAUCGAUGUCUUGUUGACUGGCUCAAAUGAAGAAUGACUCUCACUUUUAUCUUA
Molecule: messenger RNA, 2217 nt
Organism: Triticum urartu
Lineage: Eukaryota; Viridiplantae; Streptophyta; Magnoliopsida; Poales; Poaceae
Source: RefSeq, a predicted model, not a curated record